Messenger RNA from Amyelois transitella, 2375 nucleotides. RefSeq names its product piggyBac transposable element-derived protein 4-like. The record is from RefSeq and is a predicted model, not a curated record. The coding region runs from base 59 to 2056 and encodes 665 amino acids. NCBI's taxonomy places the organism in Eukaryota, Metazoa, Arthropoda, Insecta, Lepidoptera, Pyralidae. The transcript is spliced from 2 exons.
AGCGCGUAAGGUGCACACGUUUCCCGCCACGCUGCACUCGACGUCUCACGGACGCAAGAUGUCUGAAUCUGAGGGAUCAUCAUCCAGAAAAAGAAAAUGUCAAACUGAAAAGAACCGACAUGUCAUUCCUAUAAAAAGUUUAGAAACUUCUGUACUCAGCGUGAUGGAACAGGAAGAUACAGAUUCAGAUUUUAGCCAGUUCGAUGACAGCGAUGCAGAUCCUAAUUUUGUACUCGAAGAAGGUGAGGAUACGAAUUCUGAGCAGUCGGAGUUAGAGGCUGAGGAUAUUUCUGACAUGAACACUCAAGAAAAUCAAAAUAUGGCUGGUGAUGUUAACUUACUGUUACCCGAGGCUUCCAUAGAAUCAGGUAUGGAUGUUGAAGUUAAUAUUUCUCCUCAAAAUAUUGGCGACAGUUAUUUAUGCCUCAGUCAAGUACCUCAAUCCGAUGCUCAAUGCCACACUCAAGUACCUCAACCCGUAACUCAGCCUUCCGAGAUUCCACCACGCAACUACUAUGGCCGAAAUCGUUAUAAGUGGUCUUCUGUAGAGCCAAUUGCCCGUAAUACGCGAACACAACUACACAAUGUAGUUCACAUGUCAAGAAGACUGGCACCAUCAACAUUUAAUAAUCUAACGGAGCUUUGGGAACUUUUUAUAACAAAUGACAUGCUUACUUUAAUUGUUACAUUUACAAACAAAAAAAUUGAAGGCUACAGAGCGAAAUACAAAGAUCAAGGUAAAUCCGAACUUCGUGCAACUACUGAAAUUGAAAUGAGGGCCUUUUUUGGUUUUUUAUAUUAUACUGCUGUUUUUAAAUCCAAUAGGGAAAAUUCAGACUUCAUUUUUGCCACUGAUGGCUCCGGUAGAGAAAUUUUUCGAUGUGUUAUGAGCAAGCAUCGCUUCUUGGUUCUAUUACACUGUCUUCGAUUUGAUGAUGCUGAUACACGUGCAUCUAGAUUACUUACAGAUAAAAUAGCAGCUAUAUCAGAAAUAUUACAGAAGUUUAUACAGAAUUGCCAAAGUAACUACACGCUUGGAACACACGUCUAUAUUGACGAAAUGUUAAUAGCGUUUAGAGGAAGAUGCAAAUUCAUAAUUUACUUACCGAGUAAACCAGCUAAAUAUGGAAUAAAAAUGCUUCUUUUAGUUGACGCUCGAACUUUUUACAUUUACAACGCUUAUAUCUAUUAUGGAAAAGGGUCGGAUGGAGAAGGACUCACUGAAUCAGAAAAGAAACUGGGGGUGCCAACUCAAAGUUUGUUACAUUUGUGCAAAGUUAUCGAAGGUACCCACCGAAAUGUCACCGCUGAUAAUUAUUUUUCUUCAAUUGAAGCUGUGGAAUGCUUGACUGAGAGAGGACUUACAUAUUUAGGUACACUGAAGAAAAAUAAAAGAGAAAUCCCACCAGAAUUUCAGGCCGCAAAGAAUAGGAAAGUUGGAGAAGUAUUAUACGGAUUUACAAAGGACAUUACAAUUAUAUCUUACGUUCCAAAACCGAAUAGAGUUGUUUUGGUUAUUUCAUCAAUGCACCAUAAUAAGGAGACUGAUUUGGAUACGCAGAAACCUGCGAUAAUCAUUGAUUAUAAUCACACAAAAGGAGGUGUUGACGAGGUAGACAAGAAAUGUGCCAACUACUCUUGCUCUCGUAGAACUAGACGUUGGCCAAUGGUUAUAUUUUAUCGGCUGCUUGACAUGAGUGGUGUCAAUGCAUAUAUAUUAUAUAAAGAUUGCGAAAAUUGCGAAAAUACAAAACCUAUGAAUCGAGGAGAUUUUUUGCGCAGUUUAGCUCGCGAAUUAGUUUUGCCUCAACUCAAGUUGAGAGUUUACAAUGAUAGAAUUCCAAGAGAACUGAGGUUCACUAUUCAAAGAAUAAUUGGAAAAGCAAAUAUGCCCCCCGCUCCUUCGACAGCUUCGACUUCAGGAGCCCUUGAAGUACGAAAAACUUGUGCCAUAUGCCCAAGUAAAAUGAGAAGACGAACAAAAUAUUUUUGUUGUAUCUGUUCAACACCUAUGUGCCUGAGUUGCUGUAAUCAGAUUUGCAAUGACUGCAAAUAAGGUGCUAAUUUGUAUUUUUUAUUGUUAUUUCCUUUAAUUUCCUACAUUUACUGUUAAGUAUUUGAUAAAAGACUAAUAUAUAAGACUUCAUUAUAGAAAAUUAAUGCAAGACUGAUCGAGUACAAAGAAUUACUUAGUAUUAAAAUAUUGUUAAGUGAUCAUACAAAAUAAUGAGACUUUAAACCUUGUGAUUUUUUUUGUAGUAUAUUUUAGGCUAGUUUUUCUCAGUAUAUCCUAAUGUUUGAAGUUUAAAUAUUAGGAAAAUAUAUGUUUAACAUAGUUACUACUUUCUAUUUUUGAAAUAAUGUGAUUCAAUGUC